ACUUUUACUCAAAGCCCAAAUGUCACUUCUUUAACCUCCCAACAACAUCCAACGGUUCUUAAAGUUUAAACCCAAACAUCACCUUUCCCUCUCCAGUCCACUUGUUAUUAACAUCACUUGCUCUGUUUCUACCAAACUGAAGCUUUUUCGUUUUCUUUUUCAAUUCCUCAAAAUGGGUGCCUCAGGAAAAUGGUUUAGAUCACUUGUUACUUUGAAACCACUUCAUGAACCCAUUAACCAUGAGAAAAUGGGAGAUAAUAAGUCCAAGAAGAAAUGGAAACUAUGGAGGAGCUCAUCAGAAGGGUUCGGAUCCUCCUCAUCCAAGAGUUACAAAAUGCGGCACGUGGUAGCUGGUCCACAGGCCUCCGAUUCUUCUUUCAUAGCUGAUGAUCUGCUUGCCGCUGCCAUGGCUACCAUUGUUCGUGCUCAACCCAAAGAUUUCAGAGCUGUGAAGCGUGAAUGGGCCGCCAUUCGAAUUCAGACUGCAUUUCGCGGCUUGCUGGCAAGACGAGCUUUGAGGGCAUUGAAAGCAGUAGUAGGGAUUCAAGCCAUAUUCCGUGGUCGUCUAGUCCGAAAGCAAGCUGCUGUGACAUUAAGGUGCAUGCAAGCUCUUGUAAGGGUCCAAGCUCGUGUGAGAGCACAAUGUCUGGUGUCUUCAGAAGAGCAAUCUCUGCACAAACUUGAUGAUCCAACAAAGGAAGCCGAGAAAGGAUGGUGCGACAUUCCUGGAACUUUAGAAGAAGUAAAAGCAAAACAACAAAUGAGGCAACAAGGUGCAAAGAAAAGGGAGAGAGCAAUGGCAUACUCUGUUUCAAGAUCAUAUGGCAAUGGCAGCCCAAAUUUCAGAGCUAACAAGCAGCAGCCGCUAUCUCGUAGGCAUCACCAAAGGCUACAUAGGGAUAACCCAGAUUGGGAUUGGCUAGAUCGUUGGAUGUCAACCAAACCCUGGGAAACCAGGACCAUUGAAGAGCCUGACUCCACAGUUUCUCGGAAAAGUGAAGAUAACAUUGUCAGCUUCCACUCCAACUCUUCGGAUCAACGUGACUCUCUUAAACGGAAAACGAAGAACCCCAAAACCAGUAUUCUUACAAGGCCUGCUAAUCAAACUUCGGGGUCAACGUCUGCCCCGAGUUCCGAAUCAGUCUACGACAAGAGCUCGACGUCGACUUCAACCGCAUCCGUGUCUCCGACUACAUUGUCCAGCAACACUAUCGUUGUGGGCACAUUAAACGAUAGUAAUCAUACUCAAAAGCCAAGCUACAUGAAUCCUACCGAGUCUAUCAAAGCUAAACAAAAGACCCUCAAGUUUUCUUCUUCGGAUAACAUGCGGAGACACGUCGUUGAUGAUGAUGAUGAUGACGAUUUACAGUAUUUACAUAAGAAAUUUACGGCAGUUUCUUGUGAAGACACCAGGAGCAGUGCUGAUUCUAAUCCAUCGAUUAAUUUCUCCAGGGAAUUGUACCGACCAAGACAUGAUUGCCCCAGGAUUAAUCAGUGGUGUCAAGCUUGCUCGGUGAGCUCUCCAAUCAACGAAGACACUAGAGUUGCAUAGAGAUUUCCUUCUCCUCUUUUUUCCCGUUCUACUAAUACGAUGGUAGCGGCUACAGCGAGAUUCUCUUCCCCUUCUCCUCUUCUUUCCCUUCACUUAUUUUUUUUUUCUGAAA
Messenger RNA from Gossypium arboreum, 1664 nucleotides. Its product is annotated as protein IQ-DOMAIN 8-like. The coding region runs from base 173 to 1552 and encodes 459 amino acids. NCBI's taxonomy places the organism in Eukaryota, Viridiplantae, Streptophyta, Magnoliopsida, Malvales, Malvaceae. The transcript has 5 exons. The record is from RefSeq and is a predicted model, not a curated record. Gene Ontology annotation, molecular function: protein binding.